Messenger RNA from Jatropha curcas, 1833 nucleotides. Its product is annotated as alkane hydroxylase MAH1. The record is from RefSeq and is a predicted model, not a curated record. Gene Ontology annotation, molecular function: iron ion binding; monooxygenase activity; heme binding. Lineage: Eukaryota; Viridiplantae; Streptophyta; Magnoliopsida; Malpighiales; Euphorbiaceae.
CAUAUAGUAACUUAAUGGCUAUUCUUAUAGAAUAUAUUCUCUUGAUUGUUCUUGUUUUAGUUUGUCUGUGGAUUAUUAGAAGAUAUUCAAUAAUUACGAAUUGGCCUGUGGUAGGGAUGAUUCCAGACAUAUUAUGGCAUGCAUCUAAGCUCCAUGAUUUUACAACUUCUAUUCUUGAGCAGAGUGGAGGCACGUUUCUAUUCAAAGGAAUUUGGUUUAGUGGGUCAGAUUUUUUGUUGCUUAGUGAUCCUAUCAAUCUCCACUACAUUCUGAGCAGGAACUUCCCAAAUUAUCAUAAGGGCAAGGAGUUCAAAGAGAUUUUUGAACCUCUUGGAAAUGGUAUUUUCAAUUCUGAUAACGAUAGUUGGAGAAUUCAAAGAAGAAUAGUUCAUUCUUUUCUUAAAGACAAGAGAUUUGAAUUGGCCGUGAAAAAUAGCAUGGAGCAGAAGAUCUUGAAAGGCCUUUUUCUAGUUCUUGAUAAUGCAUCGAAACUAGAAAGUGAAGUAGACAUGCAAGAUGUGAUUCAAAGAUUCACAUUUGAUAAUAUUUGCCAUUUGGUUUUAGGGUUUGAUCCAACUUCAUUAUGUGCUGAAUCACAUGAAGUUGCUUUCGAGAAAGCUUUUGAUGAAAUCGAGGAGAUUAUUCUUUACCGGCAUCUUCUACCAGGAUGCGUCUGGAAGUUACAGAGAUGGCUUCAAAUUGGUGAAGAGAAGAAAUUCACGAAAGCAUGGAGACUUUUUGAUGGUUUUUUACAACAAUGCAUUACGAGAAAGCAAAAGCAAUUAGCCCAACAAAAGAGUAAUGAUUUUGACUUGUUAACGUUCUUCUUGAUGAAAGAUGAUCAUCAAGAUCAAGAAGAAAUUACUAAAUCAGACAAGUUUCUAGCAGAUUUGGCUCUUAAUCUCUUAUCAGCAGGGAGAGAUACUAUAGGUGCUGCUCUUGUUUGGCUCUUUUGGCUUGUUGGAAAGCACCCACUUGUAGAGAAAAAGAUUCUAGAGGAGAUUAAAGAAAAUCUACAAGGAGAGAGUAAUAAUUGGAGGCUUUUCAAUUUUGAAGAGUUAAAGAAAUUAGUUUAUCUUCAUGCAACUAUAUGCGAGGUUCUUCGACUGUAUCCACCAGUGCCUUUCGAGCAUAAAACGUCCAUUAAACCAGAUGUUCUUCCAAGCGGGCACCAUGUCCCUGAAAAUAUGAGGAUUCUAUAUUCAUUAUACUCGAUGGGAAGAAUGAAAGAUAUAUGGGGAGAAGAUUGCUUAGAAUUCAGGCCAGAGAGAUGGAUUUCAGAGAAAGGACGAAUCAAACAUUUUCCAUCUUACAAGUUUAUAGCAUUCAACUCAGGACCUAGAACUUGUCUGGGUAAGGAUUUGGCUUUUAUAAAAUUAAAAACAGUUGCUUCUGCUGUUUUAUGGAAUUAUUCUCUUCGAAUUGUGGAAGACCAUCACAUUAGUCCUAAGAUUUCUGUCAUCCUUUAUAUGGACAAAGGUUUGAAGGUUAAGGUUUCUAAAAGAUUUGCUUCUUUAAACUAAAAUCCUCAUUUGAAAUGUCUCUUUCUAGAGAAUUACUCUCAAAAAAAAAAAAAAAAUAAUAAUAAUAAUAAUAAACUUAGAGGAGCUUGUAUUUUUUUUUUUUUUUUGAACUGAAUUAAAGGAGCUUGUAGAUGUUUUUAAUAUCUAGUUGUAUGAUUUUGCUUCUUGUUUCUACAUUUAGUUAUUUACGUAAUUGUUACAAGUCUUUGUAUGUGUUCCUGUACAUGUGCAAAGAGAAAACAUAAAUGGUUAGAAUCUAACCAUGUUUCAACUAAUUUUUUAAUGUAAAAAAUUAAUUAUGUGAGACCUA